UUUGCAUAGUCCAAAUUAUUUGUUUUAUGUACGGUCCAAUGAGUGCCACGAACAAAGAAAUCGGCGAAGCGAGCUUGACAGCAGAGCAAAUUAGACACAGACACCAAUAUGAUUUCCUCAUAAUGUUAUUAGAAAGAUGCGACAGUUCCCCAAGGGAGACGAAAAGCGAUUACUCCCUGACCCGCAUCAAUUUCAAUUCCACGGAAGAGUUGGAUGCUUCCAUGGCCGAUUCGCUGCCCACCGCGUUGACUGUGACUCGCCUACCUGCCGGAGCAACUUGCAGCUGUCGUUCCAUUUCGGAACGCUCGGAAUCCGCUGCCAUCGUCUCGGAAUCAACGCAAACCAUCGCUUCCACCGAGGACAUGGGCACUCAAACCGGCUUCCAGACGGUUCCCAAUGAGGAUUUCAAUUUUGGCCAAGAUGCAUCCACGCAAUCUAUGCUUAAUAUGCAGGAUGCAGGAACACAACCGAUUCCAGUAUCGACCGAAAACCUUAACAGCAUACAAACACAAACGGAAUAUAAAGAACCAAAGACUGUCAGAUUUCCGCCGAAAAAAUAUUCAAAGACUGUGCAUGAAGAAGAAAAACCUAGAAAAUCGUUGCGCAAAUGUUUCUUUAAGCGCCCACUAAUCGUAGUUAAAGGCGACACUCUUAUAUCUCCCGAUUUUUUCCAUCAAAGUAGAAUGGAGAACGGAUCAGUCACUACUAGAAAAGAAGAUAAAGAAACCCAAUAUGAAAACCAUUUCGGGACACAAUCAAAUAGUUCCGACGAUAAGCCUUCAAAUCCUUCGACGUGUUCAAAAAUCCUCGAUAGAGUACAGAAAUUGGAAACCAUAAUGAAGAGACAGGAGCUUUCUCUAAGGGAUCUACAGGGCUCUGUGAAAUCGUGGAAGGUCCAGGAAUGCAAACCCUCUGAUUGUAGGAUCAUAUUUCAAGGUCAACCGCAGGCAUGCGAAUUGCCAAAAAAACUAGAAACAUCUGAUCAGGCAUCCCAGAUAAACGAUAUAGACGAGGAACGCAAAUUGCCAAUAAAACCGGAAGUUUUUAACCAGGCAUCCCAGAAAAAAUAUACAACUCGUUCCGAGGAACAAAAGUUGCCAAUAAAACCUGAACCUUUUAACCAGGAAUCCCAGAAAAUAUAUACAGCUCGUUCCGAGGAACGCAAAUUACCAAGAAAACCUGAAAAAAUUGACCAGGCUACACAAAAAAAAGAUACAGCUAGUUGCGAGUGCAAAACGCUAUCCAAAGAAUUUCUUCAAAUAUUUAUGAAGCCUGAAACUGCUCAAGACGAACAGAAAUCAAAUAAUUCUCAACGCACCAGGGAUACCCCAGUAAGCUCGGAAAAAUCAACUGGUCUACAAUUCAGUAGGGAAAGUAAUGUAAAUAAUCGGAGGUGUUCUAAGGCGAAUGAACAUGAAGUAUCUCUGAAAGAUGCCCAACUCCCAACUGCUACACAAUAUUUGAAAGAUUCCGAAAGUUUGCUGGAACAAUUUAAUCGAGUUUUUGCUAAAACAAAAAGCGAAGAAACAAUUUGCGACAAGCCUAGAAAUAUUUCAGAAUCUAAACAAAUCGGUAGGCCAACAUCCGCUUACCCUGCAGAUCCCACGAAACAAAAUGAUACUGAACAAAGGGUUGAAAACUUACUCGAUGAAUUUGUUAAAUUUGUUAAAGAACCCAAAGGCGAUUCACUAGGUGCAAGAAAGGUUUCCUCCACAUCUUGCUUGGAGUCGAAAAGUUCCAGACAAUCCAAUAAAACUGAGGAGAAAGAAGUAUACAAAUCCUUGAUUGAGCAGCUUAUAAGUCAUUUCACAAAAUCCAAGUCGUGUGAAAAUAAUCAGGCGCGGAAGGCCCAAUCAGAGUCCUCUUCAGUCGAUCGCUUACUGGCGGAAUUCGUAAAAAUGUUUAAGAGAUCCAACAGCCUGGAGGAGGACAGACCCAAAAAGGUGAGCUUCAAUUGUUCGAAAGCUCCUCAAAAUGUUAAAUCCACUGCAAUGCAAUCGGAACCUAAGAUGUCGGAUAUGGAGUUGGAUGCGAACGGACGUAGCGGUUUCCGUCAACUAGAAGGAAAAUCUAAGCCAAGUGCAAUUUUUAGGAACACCCAGAGGAUGGAUAAGUCGUCGCCACAUGGAUGUCAAUACUGUGGCGAUGACAGUCUGCCCAUUCUGGAUUCCUUGAUGGAUGAAGUAUAUCGGCUGAUUGGGCCGAGGCCCUUCGAUGAAGUGGUCCUGACCAUACUGCGUCAAGAGGAUAAUGUCUACCACAUCAAGGUGCGUGAGAUGGCUACCGGAAAGGAUCUAGGCUGCAUUCUGGGAAGUCGAGGGGCCAUCAACCAAGCUAUCGCGAUAGGAUUAUUCGAGGACAUUCACACGUUCUGUGAGCUGGACAAAAACAGGCAGUACGAUCCCAGGGACUGUCCACUGGGCACCGGUCUGGACGAACUUUGCCGUCGACAGUGCGGCGGAGAGCUUGCACCAGAUGGAAGUGCCGACAAGCAAAGAGUCGUCGAAUUUUGCACUCGUGUGCUGGGUCUGCCCGCUGGUCAAGCGGACCGCUUCUUCUCCGUGACCAACGCCCUAAAAAUGGACCCAUCAUUUGAUUUCUCCAGUUCAUUGCUCCGUCAUGCCGAAAAUCUAGAACCCACUGGUCAAGGAGCGGAUUUGAGCGAUGUGGUCAAGACAUCCAGUUUAUUCCUACGCAUAAUUUCUGGCCAGUGUAAUGACGUUCAAGAUGAUGAAGAGGAUUCAUCAUAUGGAUUCGAUAGCAAUAAUGCACCUUAGCUUUGUUACCAUUUAAAUUUCGCAUAAGAAUUUGUAACAAAAUUUUUAUAGAAAAUUUUAAUGAAAAUAUAUUGUCUUAUUUUA
Drosophila simulans is the source of this 2861-nucleotide messenger RNA. RefSeq lists its product as uncharacterized. The transcript is spliced from 3 exons. The record is from RefSeq and is a predicted model, not a curated record. NCBI's taxonomy places the organism in Eukaryota, Metazoa, Arthropoda, Insecta, Diptera, Drosophilidae. The coding region runs from base 27 to 2777 and encodes 916 amino acids.